Molecule: messenger RNA, 3888 nt
Organism: Hydractinia symbiolongicarpus
Lineage: Eukaryota; Metazoa; Cnidaria; Hydrozoa; Anthoathecata; Hydractiniidae
Product: exportin-2-like
Exons: 21
Coding region: 794-3712 (972 amino acids)
Biological process (GO): protein import into nucleus; protein export from nucleus
Cellular component (GO): nuclear envelope; cytosol
Molecular function (GO): nuclear export signal receptor activity; small GTPase binding
Source: RefSeq, a predicted model, not a curated record
AACAUGUGAACAGAAGAGCAGACGCCCGACUUGGUGCGCCCUUUUAUAAAAACAUUUGAAAUAAGUCUUAGAUUGCUAAUCGCCGUUGUUGUUUUAUUGACCCCCUGGCCUUCCUUAAUUUCUUGGGUCCUGUCAACAUGUUUUAAUAUUGCACUUUGUAGGUUCACAUGCACAAAUUUUAUAUUAGGAUAAGAAUUGAAUAUGUUGUGUGUACUAAUGAUGACGUGUACCGAGUGGUGAUUCUUUAAUCAGAGUUAAAUUCAUAUAUUCCUUUAUUACAAACAAACCUAAUACAACUGACAUUUAGGUACUUGGUGAGCUGCACGAAUGGCGUACAUACGUGUGCCUAUGAUGCUUUGAGGUGCACGAAAAAAUGAGGAACGUGGUCCUGCACCUAAUCAACCUACAAGGUACACACAAAAAACGACGUGUACCCAGAUUGUGAAUUUGUAAAGCCCUGAUAACACAACAACGAAGUGACUAUUUUGCAAAUUCUCAAACGUUUUUGCCAUCUGAUGAUGCAUUUAAAGUAUUCUUACAUUUUCAAAAGUUAAGCCGGUGUUAUGUUAUUCUAAAUGUUUGUCAACUUUAUUUAUUACUUAUAUAUAAAUUUACUUUGUUAUAAUUUCCAACUCUUUUAUUUUAAUGAACUAAAUUUUUUUUUUCCCUUUUUGUUUUUCCUGGCAAGUACAGGGUCUGGCAAGUGAAUGUAUUUUAUUGUCAUGUUACUUUUUUUAAUGUGUCUGGUUUAUAAUUGUUAAUUUAAGUUUAACAUCAACAAUAAAUAAACAAUAUGGCAGAUACUGGAAAACAGCUUGAACAAUUGGCAGAAGUUUUAAACUAUACAUUAUCUGAAGAAAAAGCUAAGCGAAAACAGGCGGAAGAUUACCUGGAAUCAGUUGAAGGAACUCCAAAUUAUGGUUUGUUGUUAUUACAACUACUGACUGCUGAGUCAGCAUCUGCUGUUAUCAGAACUGCUGCUGCCGUAACAUUUAAAAACUUUAUAAAAAGAAACUGGAGAGUGAUUGAUGGUGAAAAUUCUAAAAUAAGUGAAGCCGAUCGACAACUCAUCAAAACAAACAUAGUUCAGCUAAUGCUAAACAGUCCCGAAUCUAUUCAACGUCAACUUAGCGAUGCCAUUAGUAUUAUUGGAAGAGAAGAUUUUCCAGAAAAAUGGAAAGAUUUACUUGGGAAUCUUACAUCACACAUGAAAGUCAGUGAAAGCCUGAACCUCCACACUGUUAAUGGUGUAUUACAGACGGCGCAUUCGUUAUUUAAAAGAUUCCGUUAUGAAUUUAAGUCGCAAGAAUUAUGGACAGAAUUAAAGUUUGUUUUGGAUAAUUUUGCUUCGCCUCUUUUGAAUUUGUUUGAAGGCAUGAUAGAGAGAAUCCCAAAGAAAAUCAACGAUGCUGCAGAACUAAAACAAAUCUUUGACGUCUUAACAGCAAUUUGUAAACUGUUUUAUAGCUUAAACUAUCAGGACCUACCAGAGUUUUUUGAGGACAACAUGAAAAGAUGGAUGGAGCCAUUUCAUAUGCUCAUUGUCACAGAAUUUAAAGUGUUAGUGACAACGGAUACUGAUGAGGCAGGUCAUCUUGAACGUAUCAGAUCUCAGAUAUGUGACAAUGUUGCACUUUAUGCUCAAAAAUAUGAUGAAGAGUUUCAGCCUUAUCUACCAAACUUUGUCGAAGCUAUCUGGAACUUGCUAACAUCUGUUGGAAAUGAUGUAAAACAUGAUCUGCUUGUCAGCAAUGCUAUCCUAUUUCUCGCCUCUGUAUGUGAGCGUCCUCAUUACAAAGAUUUAUUUGCAGACCAAGGUACAUUGCAGAGCAUUUGUGAGAAAGUUAUUGUUCCAAAUAUGAUUUUUCGCGAUGCCGAUGAAGAACUGUUUGAAGAUAAUCCUGAAGAAUAUAUACGAAAAGAUAUGGAAGGUUCAGAUAUUGACACAAGACGAAGGGCUGCUUGUGAUUUAGUACGAGGACUGUGUAAAUUUUUUGAACAGGCGGUUACAAAUGUUUUUUCACAAUACGUAAACGCCAUGCUUCUUGAAUACUCUCAAAACCCUUCAGAAAAGUGGAAAUCUAAAGACGCUGCUAUAUAUAUCGUUACCUCGUUAGCUGCAAAAAAAUCCACAACUAAACAUGGUACAACAGAAGCGAGCGAACUUGUAAAUUUAGUAGACUUCUUCAAUUCACAAAUAGCAUCAGAUCUUGGUGCACCUAACGUGGAUGAGUAUCCAGUGUUAAAAGCUGACGCAAUCAAAUAUGUCAUCACAUUUCGAGGUGUGUUACCAAAAGAAAUCUUGUUGAAAUGUUUUCCACCUGUUUGUGCACUCUUAAAAUCAAAAAGCAAUGUUGUUCACAGUUAUGCUGCUUUAGCCAUUGAAAAACUAUUGACUGUAAGAACAGCAAAUGGAAGUCUUCUGUUUACGCCCCAGGAGAUUUCACCGCUACGCGAACGGUUAUAUAAUAAUCUUUUUGCAGCUCUCAACCUUUCUGGAUCCUCUGAAAACGAAUAUGUCAUGAAGGCAAUUAUGAGAGUAACAACAGUAAUGCAAGAUGGAUUAGCUUCACUGGUACCAAAUAUAAUAACAAAGCUUUCUGCGAAGUUAGCUUUAGUUUGUAAGAAUCCAAGUAAGCCUCAGUUUAACCAUUACUUGUUUGAAAGCAUAUGUGCAUUGAUCAGGGGUGUUGGCAAAACCGACAAAGGUGUCGUCACGACCAUUGAGGAAUCUUUGUUCCCCGUCAUUCAAAUCGUGUUACAGAACGAUGUGACUGAGUUUCUUCCAUAUGUGUUUCAAGUGUUAUCGCUGUCGUUAGAGGUACGAGAGGAAGGUGUGAAAGGUCCCUAUAUGGAUUUAUUCCCAAUGCUUCUUCAGCCAGUGUUAUGGGAAAGACCAGGAAAUGUUCCAGCAUUGACCAAGUUGUUACAAGCGUAUAUAAAAAGAGGAGGAAAUGAAAUUUCCGGGCCAGCAACCAUGAUGCCUUUACUCGGAGUAUUUCAAAAGUUAAUAGCAUCACGCGCAAACGACCACGAAGGAUUUUACGUGCUAAGCAGUAUGAUUGAACACGUUCCCUGGACUUCUUUACAAUCACAUUUCAAAGAAAUUGUAAUGCUUUUGUUUCAAAGGUUGCAGACAUCAAAAACAACGAAAUUUGUUAAAGGUUUCAUUGUUUUUGUUUCACUGUUUGCUGGCAAGAAUUCACCAAGCAUCCUUCAUCAAACAAUUGAUGGUAUCCAACCGAAGUUGUAUGGAAUGAUGGUGGAAAAAAUAUUGACAACAGACCUACAAAAAGUAGGAGGUCAUAUUGAACGAAAAAUAUGUGCUGUCGGUGUUACAAAAAUUCUAACUGAAACGCCAGCAUUGUUUGAAGCAGACUACCUGCCAAAAUGGGCUCCAUUACUGCAAGCUUUAAUUGGAUUGUUCGAGCUACCAGAAGACGAUUCUAUUCCAGCGGAUGAACAUUUUAUUGAUGUGGAAGAUACGCCAGGUUACCAGACAGCGUUUUCAGCAUUGGCAUUCGCCAGCAAAAAAGACCAUGAUCCAUUUACUGAGGUUCUCGAACCAAAAGAAUUUCUCGCUAAGAAGUUAUACGCUCUUUCUGUUGCUCAUCCGGGACAGGUUACUCGAUUAAUUAAAGAUGGUCUAAACCCAGAAGCAUUGAAAUUUCUUCAAACGUAUUUUACAAAGGCUCAAGUACAAUUGACUUGAUGUAACACGUAUAUACUGAACUUUCGUGAUCAUUUCAAGAUAGUAAAUGCUCUGACAUUAAUAACGUACCAAUCUUCACUGUUGCUGUUUUGUGAAUGUACAAAAAACUUAAUCCAUAAAAAAUAUAGUAUAAAAACCUUCCUAGUUAAAAACAACGAAGAAUUUAUUUUCAGAUA